UGAUUCGUCAUUCACUCAAUGAUCGAGUGCUAGUCUGGAAUAUCCAAAUGUGUCUGCAAAUAUUUUACUAUUCUUAGUUUGCCCUUGUGUUCAGUAGAGUAAAUUGUUGACAACGAUAUGAAAACAAUUCCAUAAGUAAAAUUCUAAUUACUGAACGAGGUACUGGAUUACGCUCCUUCAGUCGCUUAGAAAAAGUGUGAAUCUUUAUCGUUGUCCCAAAGAAAGUGUAGUGCAAAGAAGAAGAAAAUAAGGGCCACUCCUGUUUCAUUGUGUUUUGUGAAUAUCGGAAGAUUCCGAAAGCUUCCUGGUGCUUGUCGAAACUAAUACUCACGCUGAGUGCUUAGUAACAUUGGAAGUGAAUUAUCAACUGAAAACCUGCUAAAAUGAUAAAAAAUUUGUUUGGUAGGAAAAGUGCCAGGGAAAAUGAUCGGAACAAAAUCUCGGAAAUUGGCCUGCCCACGAAUGUGGUGCAUGGAAUACACGUCAGUAAGAACACACUCACCGGUGAUUUGGAAGGUCUACCCAAAGCAUGGAUUCGUCUUAUGGAUGCAUCCAUCACGCAUGACGAACAGAGUAAAAACCCGGAGGCAGCAUACCAGGCAGUUAAAUUUUAUAACUACUCGAUCAAAAAGAAGGAACAAGCCGAACCUUUCAAACCAUUUAUUACUGAAGAUGCAAUCAACGAGGAAACUGAAUCGAUUGAUCAAUUUUUAGAUAUGAAAAAUGCUCACAAAAGUGAGGAUUCACUUGAAGCUAGUAGUGAGGAAAACUUUGCGGAAGUUACUCCCCCUCCACCACCACUUCCGAAAAAAGCAAUGACCUUACCUCCCAAGCCACAAAUCAUGCCGAAACCACGAAAUUAUACAAAUAGCAAACUCUACAAGGGAGUUCAAAAUUUGAACCUAAUGGAAGGUGGCAACAAGGCAACAAUGAUCAUUCAUAGUAACAGUAGCGCAUUGGAAGGACACAAAAGUUCCUACGACUUGAUCAACAAAGUUGAUUUCGAAGCAGACAAUGAGCUCAUUCUGAGGCCAAAAGAGCAAAACGCUAGGGUGCCGAAGUCUGACGAUCAGGUAUAUAAUGAGCUUAGGCGAAUUUGCAAUAUGUGUGAUCCUCUAGAUCGGUACGAAAAAACCGUUGAAGUGGGAAAAGGUGCUUCCGGUGUGGUAUUUAUUGCUCUCGAUCGACAAAUUUAUCAAAAGGUGGCCAUUAAGACCAUCGAUAUGAAACAUCAAUCGUCCAAAGAAUCCAUCCUAAAUGAAAUCAACGUUCUAAAAGAUUUCAACCAUAAAAAUUUAGUGAACUUUUUGGAAGCCUAUUAUCUGGAGCCAGUAGAUCACCUGUGGGUUAUUCUAGAGUACAUGGACGGUGGACCACUGACAGACGUUGUCACGGAGACGGUAAUGAAAGAUCGACAAAUUGCUGCUGUGUGUAGAGAAGUUCUCCAGGCAGUCAGCUUUCUCCAUUCGAAAGGGAUUAUUCAUCGAGACAUUAAAUCCGAUAAUGUUCUACUCGGUAUGGACGGAUCGGUAAAGGUGACUGAUUUCGGAUUUUGUGCUAACAUCGAGGGCGAUGAGAAACGACAAACUAUGGUCGGUACCCCAUACUGGAUGGCUCCCGAGGUAGUGACACGUAAACAGUACGGAAAGAAGGUUGAUAUUUGGUCCCUGGGAAUCAUGGCAAUCGAAAUGAUUGAAGGUCAACCCCCCUAUCUGAACCAAGCGCCGUUACGAGCCCUUUAUCUGAUCGCUGCAAACGGACGACCGGAUAUUAGGAGUUGGGACAAACUGUCGGAUAACUUGAAAGAUUUUCUCGACUGCUGUCUACAGGUGGAGGUCGACCAACGAGCAUCGGCCGACGAGCUACUCCAGCAUCUAUUUCUGCAGGACUGCAUGGAACUGCGUACGCUAACACCUCUCAUCAAGGCAGCCAGACGGGUAUUGAAACGCGACAAUUAACUUUCCUGUGUCGAUUGAAUGGGAACAGUGGAGAAACAUGUGCCGGCAUGGCUGUGAAACUUUGUGCCUUAGCUAACUUUUCGUUCCAGCAGUAAAUCGUAAGAGUCAUGUGAAGAAUGGGAAAAUGAUAAGGUUUCGACACUUUUCACUUGCUCUGAUAACAGGUUCGACUUGUAGAGGCGAAACAACCAGAACUGAAUGUAUGAGAAAGCGUGAAAGGAUAGAAUGGAUAAUUGUCGUCAUGUUGAUUUUGUGACAAAUUGAAUUUUGUUUGUGUGUGUGCUGUGUGAGGUUUCAAGAUAGUAGCCGAUAAACAAUCGAAAUGUGAGUAGAAGGUGUCUCUCUAGAUGUAGAAGCACAAUGUAACGCAUAAAGUUUAACUCAUUACGAUGAAUUUUGAAUAGUCGGUUCAUUAGGAAACAUUCCCGCUAGUAACUGGUACUAAUCCAUACCAAUUCCUCUAAACGCAUCAUUCCAGUUGACAUUCAAUGGCUUUCGUACUAAGGCAAUCAAAUUUUUCCUCUGUGGUUUCAUAAGCGAUAUUUGAAAUACCAUAAAAGAGUACGAUUUUUCUAAUGAAUUAAGAAGAUUAGUGUAUCAAAAAACGCAUCAAUCGAGUUUACCUACGAACACGGGAAUGGUAUAAUUUAAGCGAAAUAAAUAUCGUGUGAUUCGUGCAUGCUUUCCGUUAGAUUCCACCGUUUCUGACAGCACUCUCAGCUCCUCAAAACAGUGCCAUACAAAUUGAAAAAAUGAACGUUACUUUCCCUUUCCUUACUAUUCGGCAAAUUAGUCUGUUGAAUAUCAUGUUCGUCUUUGGAUUCUCUUGUACCAUAUUCUAUUCCGGUACAUGCUUAGCGUUUUUACACAGAGCACAGUAACUUGGAAAGUAUGUACAGGGAAUGCACACAAUGAUUGGAGGUUUGCGUGUAAGUUUACAGUAGAAAAAUAAUAAGUUGAAGUGGGCUGCCGUUUAAGUGUAUUAUGCCUUACUACUCUGUUACGUACACAUCGGCGAGAAGAGGUUAAGGGAUUGACUGACGAAUAGCAAUAAAUAAUGUAUAAGACACGGAAAGCCGUAAAUAACAGUUGUAUUGUGUGCAAACGGGAUCCCCACUUAAGGUACGUUCGUAUCUGAAUGCAUACGAUCGCGGAAGCGAGAAUACUAAGAACAGACCCGGUUAGAAGAUAUAGAGAGGUGUCACUUAAUUAUGAUAAAAUUAGUAUGACCUUACUCUUCAUUGUAUAUGUGUGCAUGUUAGCGAUGAUUAUUUCUCUGAUAAGCAGGCCAUGAUUUUUUUUAUCUAUAAAUCAAGGCUUCCAAUAAAAUAAUAUUUUCUGUCGCAUCCGAUGGAACCCGUCAUUUUGGGCGAUGUCUCGAAGAGGCGAUAGUAAACCAUUUGAAUCAUGUAUCUUAAAAAUAAUAGGAACUGUUUACCUUCUUGCAAAAUGAAACGGUGGCUACACUUGACUGCAACUAUGUACAACUGCUCAAUUGAGACAAAGGUAUUAAUUGAAGCGCUAUUUAUACAUAAUAUUUAGAAAUACUGAUCGUAUCAUUUUCAUAAUAACUUUAGAUGGAGCAACUCAAUUUAUUACACAUUUUGAAAACUCAAUUAAAACGUCUGUUAUCUGUGUUAAAAUUUUCUCGCAGGAUGAUUUAUCAGAUUAACAAUCCAACUGAUUGAAUUUAACACCAGUAAGACUGAAAGAGAAUAAUUUCAAUUUUUUCUAAAUUAAUAACUGAAUGUUUGUAUGUUUAUCAAACAAUUUUUUCUUUCAUAUAUUCGAUUAGAUAAGUAUUUUGUUGAUGGUUAUAAAAUUAACGAACACGGAUAACCUGCAGUGUCAACAAAAACGAAAUUGAUUGAUAUUCUUUCUUUUUCAGCUAUCGAAAAUACGGCGUCUGCUUACACGCUCGUUUAGUGUUACUCUAAAGUGACUACAAUUUCACUCACUUCCACUGAAAGUGGAACUAUUGCAUAUGUUUAUUGCAGAUUGCUUCCAAAGCAGGACGUUUGACACAGUUUCUUAACAGAGAUGCUAAAUAGAAAUUCCAUAUAUCUUCAGACAAAGUUGCAAAAGUCUGUGAAUCUUGUCGAGUAAAAAAUAACUGCGCGGUCAACUAAAAAGUAUAUAAAUUUUGCCGAAAGUCUGCGAUAAACUUGAUUUUCAAAAGUCUGUAGCACUUCAUAAGAAAUCGGCAAAUUUGCAGACAAAUCUGCAGACUCAUCACACUCUUUUUUACACUAACAUGAUUGCUGAAAAAAAAAAUUGAGAAAAUCAAUGAAUAAAAAAAAUGUUUCUCUAUAGAGCUUUCUUGAAUAUCUGCCUAACUGGUAACUCUGUUUACGAAUUUAACCACGAGCAGGAAGGAAGCAAAGAAAAAACAACAGAAACAUAUAGAGAUUGCAGGUAUUUCCAUAGAAGAUCUGUAUUACUUUGUAUAAAGAAUAUGUAUUUAUCUGUAUUCACUAAAAAAAAUUAAAUUACUACAAUCAAUCAAAAUUAUCAACAACAAUUGAGUUGUAAUUCAUAAGUUGACAUAGAAUUCCAACGCUUUUUAUGCAACCUCAAGUCAGGUCAUACAACUCUCAGCCUGACAAUAAAGUUUCAUGAUGCCAUGACUUCCUUGAAUGACAGUUCCAACUAAUUUCAAAUUUUAAUAUAAAUUUAUUUCACUGUUAAUUAUCAACAAUUUGCACAAAAAGCUUCCAUUGUGCUUGGUGAUUUGCUCGUUGAUUAAACAUUUUUAUCCAUUGACCACAGCGGUUGUGUUAAAUGCGCAGGCAACUUUAUACAUGCAUUUUAGGAGCAUUUACGCUUUUGGUGUCACGGUGACAAUCGAACAGUCAAAAGGGGAAAACACGAGCCAACUAUCAUAUAUAAGCAUAAUUUUGUUUUUUAUUUGAUUUUUUCAGUUUAACAAACUUAAUUUUUUUUCAUUUUGUUUUUACAUAACAGCUAUCAAAAAUGUUAUCACUUCAACGAAAAGUGGACAAUUUGAUUUUCAAGUUUAUCUAUGCAUCUUUUUUUUUGUUUCGAUCAUAGAGGUUUUAACCUUAACGUCGUUCAACUCUUCGGACCAGAAAAAAUCUCUAACCGUAUAUGCGGGUUUGGGAAUCGAACCCAGGCGAGCUGCGUGAAAAGCAUCGACUUACCCAUCACGCUAUAUCCGCCCCCCAUCUAUGCAUCUAGGUAAUUGCAUUAUUUUGUUACCGGAAAAUUCAAGGGGAAUAUUGUUAUCAAGUCUUGAAAAAUUAGGCAAGAAAUUUAAUUAGGUGAAAAUGGGUAAAAGGGAUUAAUUUGUUUAAUACAGAUCAUUGUAUGCAAUUAUUAAUGUUUUGUUCUAAUAUUCAUGGAUCGAGAGCGUAUAUAUAGAACAGUAGGGUAGUGAGCUUCAGUUCGGAUAAACUUCUAAUACCAUCCAGAGUCUUGAGGGUCUGCCGAACGUUUGUUUUACAUCGAUUUGGAACCAUCGAUAUCAGCAUAAUAGAAUGAUUAAAAAAACCUGCUUUAAUCCACCUAGUGGUCUAGUAAGACACAUUUCACGAGAAAUCAUUACAAGUUUUAUAUUGGACAUUUUUAAUAACUGCUUCCGGAACCGGGAGACUGUCACAAUUGCAGUAAGUUUUUUCGGGCCAUUGAGUAGUCAUGCCCAAAAGUUCGAAUAGUUUCACAGACAAUCGUGCCUGUGUCGUGAUUUUGUUUUCUCCAAAACAGUUGAAACCCCAGGCUUUUGUGUGCCCGGUGCGGAUGUACUGACUUGUGUAUUCAAAAUCGAAUUUGUAUGAAAUCGAACACAUCACACAGCGUGCUUCGUUCGUAUAGGCGGUGUUGUAUUUUCUUCUUACAUAGCACCGCUUGUAAGUAACGGUUUGCUUUAUAAGACGAUUUCAAAUUUUUGGACAUUCAUCACCUUGUAAUUCCGGAAUCGGAGGUCAGAUCUGGAUGAAAUUCAUGAGUUUUAUAUGGAAUUAUUAGACGUUUCAUUUGAAUCUAAGUUUGUAAAAAUCGCUUAGAACAGAGAAAUCGUUCCAUUUUGUGACCACCAUUUUAGGUGCUUUCGGAACCGGAAGCCGGAGACUGGUAUAGCCGGAAUGGAUAUCUAACUAACCAAAAGUUCGGAUGAUUUGGCUCAAGCAGCUUUCAAAGUUCAUCAAUAGCAUUUUAAGCAGCCCACAAUUAUUCAUACUUGAAAGUUCGAGCGACGCAACCGAACGAACUUCUAAGCUGUUUCUAGAACACAUGUUUCGGCUUCUAUGUAGCGAGAAAGUUUACUCGGAACUUGUUCUGUACUUUACUUUCAAGUUCUCAAAAGUUCCAUUUGAUUUGAUUUGAGCCACCAGUAACCUCAUUUUCCGUGUUUUGCAUCACUCUUCUGUACAACUGCUUGAAAUGUUCAACACUCUUUAUCCUGUAAUUCUGGAACCGAAAUUCGAACCCAGAUGAAAUUCAGAUUACCCUGCAAUUCCGGAACCGGAACCGGAAGACGGAUCAAGAUCACUUCACUUGAAUCUAAUAUUGCAAAUAUCAAUUCAGCCAUCUCCGAGAAAAGUUAGUACACAUAUUUUCAUUUUUCUGCACAUUUUAUCCCAUAAUUCAGUCAUGAGAAUGAAUGUCAUGAGAACCAAAAAACACCGAAGAAAGUUCAUGCAAAACACACAUGCGGAUUGAUUAAAAAGGUAUCAUCUCACUGCUAGGUUGAUUAAGCACGUUUUUGACAAUACCUAUCACAAUUGACCUCAAAAACAAAACAGAUUCCAAAAUUUAGAAACCUUGUUGUAAUAUUCAAAUAAGUCAUAGUUUGAAAUCCGUUCAUUUUUCAAGGAGACAUUGGCAUUUUUGUGAAAAUUACUUUUCCUCUCUAUCCCAGUAAAAGGAGUUUUCAGCGUCUCAUAAUAAAUCGAUGUUUGGAAGCAAAAUGAAGCACGAUUUUAAUAUGCGCUUGAAAAACUAUGUACAGCACCUAAAAGACAGUCUACAGCCACCUUUUCAUGACAUUUUGAGCAGUGAGCUGAACCCU
Molecule: messenger RNA, 6984 nt
Organism: Malaya genurostris
Lineage: Eukaryota; Metazoa; Arthropoda; Insecta; Diptera; Culicidae
Gene: Pak3
Product: serine/threonine-protein kinase PAK 1
Exons: 1
Coding region: 384-1958 (524 amino acids)
Biological process (GO): regulation of MAPK cascade; regulation of axonogenesis; intracellular signal transduction
Cellular component (GO): cytoplasm
Molecular function (GO): ATP binding; protein serine/threonine kinase activity
Source: RefSeq, a predicted model, not a curated record